CAGAGGUUUAAGCUGUGGAGAUGGAGGAGAGAAUCACAUCAACUGUGAGAGUCGCCCACAUUCCCCAAACCGCCAUAGCCCGAGACCUUCUCGCUUCCCUCGAGUCGGUCGUAGGUCAAGAUUCUGUCUUCGCUGUAGAAAUCUUCACGGAGCGCAAGAACUGGAAAUCCAGAGGCCACGGCCGAGUCCAGUUCGAGUCCCUCAAAGAAAAGCAGCUCGCUCUAUCCCUCUCGAGCCAAUGCCGUUUCUCUUUUAAAGGCUCCCGCCUCUCUAUUACCCACUCCCAUGAUGACAUCAUCUUCCGGCCAGUCAAUCCCGAUAACAGGUUCCGGAAUGGGGUCCUGUAUGCUGGGUUCAUGGCCACGAGUGACGCCAUGUGGUUCAUGGAGUCCUGGAAGAAUGUCAUGACUUGGGUUAUGCCCGAAAGAAGGAGCAUUGAGUUCUGGCUGAAUAGCCACAGUGGUGAGUGUUACAAGCUUGAAGUCCAGUUUGGGGAUGUUGUGGAGACGUGUAGGUGCUCUCUUGGAAGUGGGAAUCGUAAUGUCGUUCUUUUCAAGCUUAAAUUUGCUCCGAGGAUAUAUCGAAAAGUCUCUGGAAGUGAUGUUGCAUCCAAAUUCUCCACUGAUAGGUACCAUAUCUGCAAAGAAGAUUUUGACUUUCUAUGGGUUCGUGCAACUGAUUUUUCAGAUGUGAAGUCCAUUGGAUAUUCAUCAUCUCUUUGUUGGGAAAUUGCCGAGGGAUUAUCAGACUCUGAUUUAUUUUCCAUAUUACCGUAUUAUAAUAAAGAUAAGGAUGUGAUGGAUCUGUAUCUUGAAAAAAGAGAACUUUCUUCCGAAGCUGCUCUUGUUCCCCUUGUGAAGUCCCCACCCGAUUAUACACUGGCAUAUGAAAUACUUUUUCAGCUCAACUCACUUGUACAUACUCAAAAAAUCAGUCUUGCUGCAGUUGAUGCUGAUCUUGUUGAGUUUCUUAGCGACUUGCAUUUUGACACUGCUAUGGGCGAAUUAGUAAACAUGCAUAAUUUGCAAACUACUUGUUACGAACCAAAGACAUUUAUAAGAAAUCGGUUGCACGCUUUAGGAAGAAGUUGUGCAAACAUUCUUUCGUCCACUCCCAAGAAGCCCGGGAAUCAGAAUAUGAUGAGUGUCCAUAGAGCCUAUGUUACCCCUUCAAAAAUUUAUUGCUUGGGUCCUGAGCUUGAAACCUCCAAUUACAUUGUCAAAAAUUUUGCUGCUUAUGCUUCAGAUUUCCUUAGGGUGACUUUUGUAGAAGAAGAUUGGGGUAGGCUUUCUGCUAAUGCUGUUUCGACAAGUAUUUCACGCGGCAUCUACUCAAAACCCUAUAGAACUGACAUCUAUGAUCGCGUAUUGUCUGUUCUCCGAGAUGGGAUCACCAUUGGAGCUAAACAUUUUGUUUUUCUUGCUUUCUCGGCUAGUCAGCUACGUUCAAAUUCUGUUUGGAUGUUUGCUUCUAAUGAGCAUGUCAAAGCAGAGCAUAUUAGAGAUUGGAUGGGGUGCUUCAACAAGAUUCGCAGUGUUUCAAAAUGUGCUGCAAGGAUGGGACAGUUGUUCAGCACCUCAUUACAAACAAUGGAGGUUCAUCCACAGCAUGUUGAGGUCAUUCCUGAUAUAGAAGUUACGUGUGAUGGUGUUGAAUAUUGCUUCUCGGAUGGCAUUGGCAAGAUAUCUGAAGAUUUUGCCAUGCAAGUUGCUCAGAGUUGUGGGUUGAAUCAUAUUCCAUCAGCAUUUCAAAUACGUUAUGGGGGCUAUAAGGGUGUAUUAGCCGUUGACAGAAAUUCUUUCUGCAAGUUGUCUCUACGCAGUAGUAUGCUCAAAUUUGAAUCAAAGAAUAUUAUGCUUAAUAUAACCAAGUGGAGUGAUGCUAUGUCUUGCUACUUAAACCGUGAGAUUGUUAUCCUUUUAUCUACCUUGGGGAUAGAGGAUAGAGUGUUUGAGGAAAUGCAAGAGGCACAUAUGAGUCUAUUGGGUAACAUGCUGACAGAUAGACAAGCAGCACUGGAUGUCUUGGAGAGCAUGGGCGGGGGCGAAAUAAAGAGAAUCUUGGUGAAGAUGCUACUUCAAGGUCUUAAGCCUAAUGUUGAGCCUUAUCUCUCAAUGAUGCUCCAAUCACAUUUUGAAAAUCAGCUCUCUGACUUGAAAACCAGGUGCCGAAUAUCAGUACCCAAGGGUCGAAUUGUGGUAGGGUGCUUAGAUGAAACAGGGAUUUUGAACUAUGGUCAGGUUUAUGCUCGAUUAACCUUGAACAACACAGAACUUCAAUGUGGUGAACAGAGUUUCUUUCAUAAGGUGGAUGAUACAACUGCAAUAGUGAAAGGCAGGGUAGUUGUAACAAAAAACCCUUGUCUUCAUCCUGGAGAUGUCAGGGUACUUGAGGCUGUAUGUGAGGUGGCAUUAAAGGAGAGGGGCCUUGUGGACUGCAUCAUUUUCCCUCAAAACGGAGAAAGGCCUCAUCCAAAUGAAUGCUCUGGUGGCGAUCUGGAUGGGGAUUUAUAUUUCAUAAGCUGGGACCAAAACCUCGUUCCGAAUCAAACUGUGAAGCCGAUGGACUACACUGGACGAAGCCCUCGAAUAAUGGAUCAUGAUGUAACCAUGGAGGAAAUACAGAGAUUCUUUGUUGAUUACCUGAUCAAUGAUACACUGGGUGCCAUUUCCACAGCACAUCUUGUACAUGCAGACCGUGAACCACUAAAAGCUCUCAGUCCAAAGUGUUUACAGUUAGCAACCCUUCACUCCAUGGCUGUCGAUUUUGCAAAAACAGGAGCUCCAGCUGAGAUGCCCAUGUAUUUGAAACCAAGGGAGUUCCCGGAUUUCCUGGAGAGAUGGGAAAAACCAAUGUACAUAUCUGAGAACGUACUGGGAAAACUUUAUCGUGCUAUCAAGAAGGCAACCUUUAGUGGGAGCUCGACCAAUCAUACAACGCCAACUGCUAUUCAAAAUGCUUAUGAUCACGAUCUCAUUGUGGAUGGCUAUGAAUCUUUUCUCGCAACCGCUGAAACUCACAAGCAAAUGUAUUUGGAUAAAAUGGUAAGCUUAAUGAAUUAUUAUGAAGCAGGGAGUGAAGUCGAGAUACUGACUGGGAAUAUAAGGAACAAAUCAACUUAUUUGCUUCGGGACAACAGGAGAUUUUUCGAACUAAAGGAUCGAAUCUUGGGUUCUGCCAAGAGCCUACACAAGGAGGCUAAAGUGUGGUUUCAGAGUAGCUGCCAGGGCAGUGAAUGUCAGAAACUGGCUUCAGCUUGGUAUUUUGUGACAUAUCACCCUAACUAUUGUGCAACAAGUGCUAAUUGUCUAGGUUUUCCCUGGAUUGUAGGUGAAGUUUUGCUUGAAAUUAAGUCAUUGAGGCGCUGAAUGAAAGCUUUUCUUGUAUGAUAUCUAUCUAUCAGGUGUAGAACUUCAUCACUAGGAAUAAAUGAUUGCAACCUUCUGUAUAUGAUGUUUAAAACAAAUAUGCAGUGUGUCUACUUUAAAUCCCUUUUGAUAUUACUUGUUCAGUUUUGCCAUGACUUAUAUGCCAUGGGGUUUUUAGCGGCUGUGAUGCAGAGGCUUCAGGCUAAAUGGUUGAUCAUUUACUGAUAAAGGUUUCACUAAGC
Cuscuta europaea is the source of this 3610-nucleotide messenger RNA. Lineage: Eukaryota; Viridiplantae; Streptophyta; Magnoliopsida; Solanales; Convolvulaceae. The record is from the annotation of a GenBank genome assembly.